CCCUCCUCCUUUACCUGGGCUUGGGACCAGCAUACUAUGUUAAUAGCAUGGCGGAGUUAUCUGUCAUCAGGCAUGAGGAACGGUAAUCGCUCCACUUUGGUAUUCAUAUUAGGCUGGAUGGGGAUUUAAAAGCCUCGAGUUUGCAGCCAGAUCAGGCAUUCGAUAGAGCCAAAUGGCGAAACCGAUCACGACGAGCCGACCUCACUUGUGAACGGGACAAAGGCUGAAGAAAAAGAAGAUUAGGCAUCACCAUCACAAUGUCUCCUGAACUGUAUUCAGAUCGUCAAAGAAAACCUCCAAUUGUAAUGCUCCUUAACCUUAAUCAGAAUUUGGCAGUGGUCAACCUCUCACAAACCAACUCUCAUGUAAUAAGAGCGCGCCUUGAGGUAGCUGUCAGCAACAGUUUGACACCGCUUUUGCGUCUAUUACAAAUAUACUUUCCAGAGUAGAGAAGCAUGGUUCCAGAAUAUCCGAUCGAUAUCGACGAAAUUCUCUCCCGAAUUGCAGAAAACGUUGUCGAAGGGUUGAAUUAUAAAAUGGCAAGUUUCGGUGAUAUAAAGGAGUGUAUUGGGGGAACCAGGACCUAAAGCUAAUUCCAAGAAGCAAAAACAAUGAAAAUGGCCCUUGUCAGUCCCCUUCGCCUCUCUAUUCAAAAGGUACUUCAAUUGACCCUUUUUGUUGUCCUCGAAUCGGUCCAAUGCUCCCAAUAAACAAAACUAAUUCACAUAUCAUUCCCCUUGACAUUAGGAUAUGAUAUAAGGACUUGAUUUAUAUGCCCUGUGGCCUUUUUAAUUAAUCUUGUAUAAAACAUGCUCGUGAUUGAAAAUCAAUCAUAAAUUUCCGAUAAGCAAUGUAUUUCCUUUCCAUUAGAGUAAUGGCAAAAUUCCAGGACUAUGUAGUCGGCAUAGUAGUUCUCGUAUUUUCAGUCGUAGUUUUGGUGCUACGAGGCCCUUGUUCACAAAAAUUUAGUUUGUCCAAGUUGAAAACGAUUGUUCAGGGACCAAACUUGUAUCUUUUUAUAGUGUCUAAUGAAAUGUAGAGUCAUGGAGAGGCCUAAGAUUAUUUUCAACAUUAUCUGGAUAAUAUCUGUAAAAAUUAUCGUAACUUCCUCAAUGGACCUUCAAGAAGUUAUUACAGAAUUGAACAGAAUAGAAGAGAUUCGAACGGUUUUGUAUUUUCUUAAUGAUGUGGAGGAAGAAACGGAACAGAUUAUUCUAAAGGAUUCAAACCCUCUUAUUGAGACCAUUCCGAAACUUAUACUCAAAGAUCCUUCACGGGGAGUGACUAUAAAAGAUAAAUUCAACGAAGAUACUUUGUCCAUAAUUUUCGCCACAAUCCGGACAAAAAGAACUGUCCUGGAAGCAGUGAAAGGAGCUUUAAACGGUAAUGUUCGGUCAAGAGUUAUUUUUUAUUUGCGCAUGGAGAGUUUUUUCGACGAGACCCUGAAAGAGGUCUUCACCUGUUUGUGGUAUCAUCGGAUGUUUAAGAGUCUCGUCAUAUGGAACAAUCGCACGUUCACAUUCAGCCCGUACCCUGACAUAAGGAUUGCAGAGGUCACAUCAGUAAAAUCUCUGAGCUCAGUUUUCUCAAAGAAAGUAGUCAACCUUCAGAGAAAUCCCGUGAACGUCAUCACAAAUUUGGGCCCAGCAGCCUUUAUCAAAUAUGUGGAUCGUAAUGGAAAGUUGCGAUAUGGUGGUCCCUUUCUAAAGGUCAUUCUCGAAUUUAUUGAAAAACUAAAUGGAACAUUUUUCGAUUACGACGGCAAAUUUAAUGGUUUCACUGAGAUAAGGGCUUUAUUUGGUCGGAGGGAAGUCGAUAUCAUGUCAGUUAUGGUGAUGGGGUAUGCGCAGAAUGAUGAGUUGACAUAUCCCAUAAAAGGCGAUACAGCGUGCAUCCUGUUGCCGUAUCAAAAGGAACUGCCAAGGGUGUAUUAUCUAAUAUUGCCUUUCCAAAAGUCCAGUUGGCUUCUGGUAGGCAGUGGAAUUAUGUUUUUAUUCAUAAUUGCGGGGGCUACGGAAAUUUUGAGUGGCAGGAAAUUUACUUCUUUGCUUCAAGAAGCCUUCUUUCGAGUCGUGCGGAUGGUGAUCCAACAGAUACAUUUCAAAGAUAGACCGCCCACGAGUCGGUGGAUGACAAUAAUUCACAUACUAGGAGUUGUCCACUUUAUGCUUCUUCUUAGCUUUUAUCAAAGCGGCUUGAGCAGUUUCUACACCAAAUCAAUCGCCGGCAAACAAAUCGACACUGCCGAGGAUCUAGUCAGAACCCAGUAUCGAAUAUUGGUCAACCCUGAUAUAUUGGAUUAUAUUCACCGCGUCAAUAUUUUCCCCCAAAAUAUUGUCGAACGUUUCUCAAUAACUAAGGCUCCGCUAUCUAGGAACCUCAGCAAAGCAGAUAAGAAAUUUGGUUAUUUUGUUGGAGCGGAAUAUAUGACCAUUUUCAAUGAGCUAGAGAGACAAUACUCGAAAAAGUACUUUCAUAACAGCAAAAUGUGCGCAUUUAAGACUCUCACUUGUAUCAUGAUCCAGAGGGACUACCCAUUCAAGGAAUCCUUUAAUGAUGUGAUACUUCCGCUAACUGCUGGCGGCUUCAUUGAUAAGUGGCAAAAGGAUAUUGUGUACGAAAGUAAGGAAGCAGGAUAUAUAAAUAUGACCCUGACAACUGAAAGCCUCUUCAGACCUUUGAUUUUCGAUGAAUUAUUUGCGGUUUGGAUUAUUUAUACAAUCGGUAUCCUUCUGAGCAUUAUUACCUUUGGUGUAGAGAAACUAAGGAAACUAAUAAAUGAAUUAAAAUAAAUUUUGAAGUCUACCUAUCGAAGUAAUUAUCAUACAAGCUAAUAAAUGCUGCAGAAUUGAAAAUUAUCACGAAUUACUUUUUAUUUUCCGCUCUAUAGUGAAAAAGUUUCCAGGACCUGUACAGCAAUCCAAUUGAUCGGAAUUAUAAAAUCCCUCAUUAUCAGCUUGGAUGCCAUCAAAUUUCGCUUGGAUUCUCAGGAAGCCUGUCACCAGAAUU
Hermetia illucens (black soldier fly) is the source of this 3009-nucleotide messenger RNA. RefSeq lists its product as uncharacterized. The transcript has a single exon. NCBI's taxonomy places the organism in Eukaryota, Metazoa, Arthropoda, Insecta, Diptera, Stratiomyidae. The record is from RefSeq and is a predicted model, not a curated record. Bases 1029 to 2792 code for a protein of 587 amino acids.